Messenger RNA from Vicia faba (fava bean), 663 nucleotides. Lineage: Eukaryota; Viridiplantae; Streptophyta; Magnoliopsida; Fabales; Fabaceae. The record is from the annotation of a GenBank genome assembly.
AUGGAAUUUGAUAAGAAAAAAGAGGACAGCGUCAUCAAGAAUUUGUCACCUCCAAGCAAAAAGUGUAACAAAAAGUUAGAUCUAAUGAACAAAGGAAAAGAAGUUGAUGAAAGUGACGAUUCAAUUAGGAAAUUAGAUCAAGAAUUUAUAGUGUUUAGCUUUAGACAAGAUGGAUCAUUUGAUGUUGCCAUAGAAUCCAAUAGUCCCAAGUCUGAGUCUUUUACAAGUGUUGAUGCAGAUCAUGUAAAUUCAAAGCCCGCAAUUCGAAAGCUUGAUUAUGGUGAGGGUGCAGAACAAGUUAGGAACCAACACAAAGAAAAGAAUACAUCAAAUGCAAAACAUCAUGACACUCAUCAACAUGAUCAUGUUUGCAUUGAUACUUUAAAAGAGGGUGUAGCAAAAGAGAGCUAUAAUUUGAGUCCAACUCAAGAAAGAAAGAAUAACAUAAGAUCAUGUCAAAGAGAGGAGAUUGAAGAUAGUCGGUUGGUGACUAAUGAUUCAAGAAACUCUAAUCAAUCUGAAGGCAGUAGAGGUUCUUUUGCAUUUCCUAAGUUAGCAUGGGAUUUGGUUGAGAGCCCUGUCAAAAUGCCAAAAUCAGAGAAUUUGAAUCAAAAGAAGCCGAAAAUUCGAUGUGUGGGGUUUCAAUGUUUUAGAUUCAGAUGA